AUGAGUUGUAGCCGUUGCCUCACCCGGCGUCUAUCAUGUGUCUAUCCACAACCAUCUGCGAAGACGACAUCAACGACGAACGCUUGCUCCGAUCCCCGGGUAGGUGAUCCGCCGACACCAUUUUCCAUCACCAUUCCAGUGGGCGGCUCGACCGAUUAUGCUGAAAAGGGCCUCGCUGGUGGUGUGUCGGAGGUGACAGCCGGCGAGUUGAUUUGUCCCAUAAAUGCAGACGAUAUUAGCAUGCGCUGGAUGAAGGCCUAUGUGCCAACACCCGGUCAGAAAGUCAAGGCGUAUCAGCCGUCAACAAUUUCAUUUCUCUACCGCUCGCUGAAGGCAUAUUCGGGGAUGGCCAUCCAUGGUAGCGGUAUCCCGCCGUUUAUCCACCCGGCACAGCUGAGCGCGAGCAACAAUCUUAUGACGCCAGCGGCGGCAAAUUACGUUCGCAUAUCUUCAGCAGCGCUCACGACGUGCCUAGAUCUGGUGCGCACCUGUGACAUGACAGUUGCAGGCCCAACUGAGGCUGCUGCAGCCAUGAUAAAGCGCGAGAUGGACCGGAUCUACGCGGACGCGCAGCAGCAGACCCUGACCCGCACCGCUAUCGACCACUGGGCGUCACUCGCCGCUUUCCAGGCAUACCUGCUCUAUGCCCUUGUGCUGUUUUUUCAGCUCGAUCACCAGGGCGACCCGUUUCUGAGCCAAGCAAUUAUGGCCCUGCAGGACAUUGCAUGCACCAGUUCCCAGCACGGACUCGUGUGCAAGGCCGAGCACGACGUUGCAUGUCCACGCUGGGCCGCUUGGGUUGUCGCCGAGGCCAAGCGGCGGACACUCUACGUUGUGUAUUUGUUUGACAGCGUGCUCUCGACGCACGACGGGCUGCCCACGUACCUUGGUACAGAAUUGCGCGGUCUGCCGGCGCCUAGUAGCAAGGCACUGUGGCAGGUGUCGACGGUGGCAGACUGGGACCGAGCUUAUCGGCACCACCUCGACAUAUGGACGGAAACGGGGGAUACUAACAUGAAUUACGCUGGCCUGCGUAUUGACGAGCUGUGGCCAUAUACAGAUCCUCAAGACGCGCCUGGGCUUGCACGUCGGCGACGACGAGUUGACCAAUGGCUGGAAAGCGUUGAUGAAUACGGCACUAUGAUGGCUUUCCAGAGCCUUGCAAACCGCUUUAGAUGCGUAAUUAUUGUCAUGGACGAACCUGUACGCCAUGAAUCGUUACCGACUGCCACUUCGGCUCCAGAUGCUACAGCUUCGUCGCCGACCGAAAGCAAUUGCAUCGAAGAGCCAUACAGCAUCUUUGACAACCGCCAACGGGCACUGAUUGUGUUCCUCGUCUCUAUCGCCGCAACUUUCUCUGGCUUUGCGUCCAACAUCUACUUCCCGGCGCUGCCCACCAUCGCGGCCGACUUCAACGUCUCGUCUGAGCUCAUCAACUUGACCGUGACGACUUAUCUCAUCCUACAGGGGUUGGCACCCAGUCUCUGGGGUCCCAUCUCCGAUGCUCGCGGACGCCGUGUCGCCUACAUCGGCACCUUUUGCAUCUUUCUAGCCGCCUGCAUUGGCCUCGCCCUCAGCCGCACCUACGCUGCCCUCAUUGUCCUGCGCGGCUUGCAGAGCGCCGGCAGCGCGAGCACAAUUGCCGUGGGCUCCGGUGUUGUCGGCGAUGUCAGUACGCGCGCCAACCGAGGUGGCCUGAUGGCCGUGUUUCAGGCUGGAAUGCUUGUGCCGGUUGCCGUUGGACCCAUUAUCGGCGGCGUUUUGGCCGGGUCGUCGUUGGGGUGGCGGUCUAUUUUUUGGUUUCUCGCCAUCUACAGCGUUCUGCUCCCCGAGACGCUGCGAGCCCUCGUCGGAAACGGUGGACGCAACCCGCAAACACUCGGCCCCUUUGCGCGGUAUCCCCUUCGGCUCUACCAAAAGUACACAAAGGUGCCGUUCACGCCCGCAGCGGCCCUGGCAUCCGACGGGAGCAGCAGCAACCGCAAAAAGGUUGACGUCUUGGCCCCGCUGCGCAUUCUCUUCAGCAAGCAGGCGGGCCCCGUCGUCCUCUUUUUGGCGACGUACUAUGCUGGCUGGCAAAUGUGCAUCACGGCAAUGUCCACACUCUUUGCUUCAGAGUACGAUCUCUCCGAAACACAAAUUGGUCUAACGUUUAUUUCCAACGGUAUUGGCUCGAUCGUCGGCACUCUUAUUGCCGGGAAGCUGUUGGACAUGGACUACCGGCGCGUCAAGAACGCGGCCGUCGCUGCAGAAGACGGGCCCGAGGGAGGAACCGCCGACUCCCAUGUUUCCCUGGAAAAGGCCCGGCUGCGCUUGCUGCCCAUAUUUGCCGCCAUCCAGUGCGGCUCCCUGCUCAUGUUCGGCUGGACCAUUGACCGCCACGUUCAUAUUGCCGCGCCCAUAGUGUCAACUUUUAUCACCGGCUGGGCCGCCAUCACCACGCAGACGGCCGUUUCCACGUACCUUGUCGACAUCUUUCACGCCGGGCAUCGCGCAGCAGCAGCCGGGGCCAGCAUCAAUCUUGCCCGCUGCCUGCUUGCGGCCGGCGGCACGACUUUUAUCAUGCCGCUGAUCAACCGCAUUGGCGCGGGCUUGGCGUUUACCGUGUGUGCCAGCCUGCAGUUCGUGGCACUGGCUGGACUUGCUGUGCAGUGGCAGUAUGGCGCUGCUUGGCGGGAGGAAGCAAUACAGAAGCAAAAGAAGGACGAAGACGGCCAGGAUCGUCAAAAGGCCCCCGCAAGGACAAUCUAG
Messenger RNA from Sporothrix brasiliensis 5110, 2751 nucleotides. RefSeq lists its product as uncharacterized. The record is from RefSeq and is a predicted model, not a curated record. Bases 1 to 2751 code for a protein of 916 amino acids. Gene Ontology annotation, molecular function: transmembrane transporter activity. Gene Ontology annotation, biological process: transmembrane transport. The transcript is spliced from 4 exons. Lineage: Eukaryota; Fungi; Ascomycota; Sordariomycetes; Ophiostomatales; Ophiostomataceae.